This is a messenger RNA of Fusarium odoratissimum NRRL 54006, 1253 nucleotides long. RefSeq lists its product as uncharacterized. The transcript has a single exon. NCBI's taxonomy places the organism in Eukaryota, Fungi, Ascomycota, Sordariomycetes, Hypocreales, Nectriaceae. The coding region runs from base 310 to 642 and encodes 110 amino acids. The record is from RefSeq and is a predicted model, not a curated record.
CUGUGCCGCAUUUCAAUAUUCCCCAGGUUUGUGCAAAAGACAUGACAUCUUGGCCUACGACAUGUAAAUGAAGCUGUACAGAAACCUGACCAGACACAAUUUCCUGACCCCAAUCGAGAUUCACAAGUACUCUGUACCUUCAUCCCCAAUGGACGGAUAGCCGUUCCGUACAACUAAGGUUAUCUUAGCACGAGCUGACCUCUCACCUCGGUUGCUCCCCCAAACAACGACAUUUUCACAUGUCGAUAGUCGUAAACUCUUUAGCCAUCUAUGCGAUAAUUCGUUAUUCGUAUCAAGAGGCCGCCAGCCAUGACUUCAACGAUCUCGAUACCUUCGAGAGGCGAUUUAUCUUGCCUGAGCUCUCUCUAUCACUGCUAUCAAAAGCUCCACAAACAACCGGGGUCGGGCUUGACCAGAUUUAUCUCCCUUGCCCGCUGUCUGAGCUUUUCUCCCGCCUUUUGUAACCAAUCGACUCGUAUCCAAUUCACAUCGUCAACAAAAUCAGAGACAGCCACGAUCGGGGACCUUGUCUCUUGGCCUGAGCCGCUAAGCGUGCCCCCCCCUUCGAACGUGGUCGACGUCGACGUCGUCCCUCCCGGUUCCCCCCGUUCACCCAAAAGGGAUCGAUUCACAUGUCGAUGAUCUCCAGCCCUAAGCCAGCUUGGAGCCACUUUGGCCCGCAUAAGCUUGCAGCCGAUUCGAGAGGGGCGAACAAUUCGAGUGUGAAAGGGCCCGGUGAAUCGUGAGGCUCGUCUAGGUCACACGCUUUUAUUUGGACACCGUCAGUCGCCAAUGAAGGCCUAAAUGCGUGAUAAGACACUGCCAACCCUCAAAUGGAUGACGGGUUUUGUGUAUCAGAUACACAGAUCUAAGCCACCCUUUGUGUAUCAGUCGGACAUGUCCCGUUAGCGGAGGCAGAUCCAUUCUUCAGGCGGUGUGAAGAUCUAGACUAAGAGGCUGAAGAGGCAGCGGCAAUGAUAGGCAGGUAUUGAGCACUGUAGCUAGCAUCUUGCAUAUCCAUCGAUGGCAAAAUCUCAAGGCUUUUUUGGAGGCGACAGCUUUUGUUGUCCAGAGUCAUGCCACUGCGGUUAUCCAAGCCCACAGCUCCGCCGGCCGAAGUUGGGGAGCGGGGCCGGGUCUCGGCAGCUUACUGUGUAUUUCACGGAUAGAUAUCGGCGAGUAGAAUCAACGACAGCAGAAGAAAAGAACAUUGCGGGCUCUAUUGGGAACGGCAAUUUAUCCGAUAGUCCUCC